This is a messenger RNA of Fraxinus pennsylvanica, 603 nucleotides long. The record is from the annotation of a GenBank genome assembly. NCBI's taxonomy places the organism in Eukaryota, Viridiplantae, Streptophyta, Magnoliopsida, Lamiales, Oleaceae.
AUGGCUGUACACUUGCCUAAUUCUGCACUGUCGGCGACGGAGGUAUGCUUUCCGGCGGCUGGGCUGCCAAAUCAACGGCUGGGAACGGCUGAACUUCGUUUUAACACUCCCUCGAGGACACUGAAGAUCCGUAUGUCAGCGCUGGACCGUAACAGUAUUGGUGGAGGUGACAAUAGCAUCAAGAAGGCGGCGACACCUAAUUUGAAUUACGUGGUUCCGCUGGACAAGUCCUCCUGCAUCACUCGCCCCCUUGCCGAGAUCCUGCGAGACCUCAACAAGAAGAUCCCUGAUAAUAUCGUCAAGAAUCAGGAUGAUCAUUCCACCUUUAUCCCCUGGUACCAGGCCAACCGCAUGCUGAGCUUUUACGCCCCAGGUUGGUGUGGAGAAAUACGCGAUGUUAUAUUUGCUGAUAACGGAAGUGUGACUGUGGUUUACCGUGUAACUGUACGAGGUUUGGAUGGAGAGGCACAUCGCGAAUCGACCGGAACAGUAUCACUUGGCGAUGGAGAUAUUACAGAUCCCGUUGCUUCAGCAGAGGAAAUAGCGUUUUGCAGAGCAUGUGCUCGGUUUGGUCUUGGCUUGUAUCUUUAUCAUGAAGAGUAG